UCCCCUGAUGUGUGACUGCAGGCUCUCGUGGCUUAUGCAGCGCGAAAGUGCUGUCCAUAUGCUAGGAAACGCUGUGUGUUCCAGCCCAUCUUGGCACAAAGGGAAGGAACUUUUCACGAUAGCAGAGCAUGAUUUCGCACGGUGGGACGAUGACUGCUCCGCGGGCUGUCUUUGCGAGUGCCACGAAGGACCUUUGGGAGCCCGUGAUAUACAUGUGAACUGCGCUUCGAGAAGGCUGACGUCCGUUCCCACUGUGCUUCCUCAGGGUACCGUGCUCCUGGAUUUGCGAGACAACGAAAUCAGUACGCUGGACGACACUCUAAAGGCUGUCGCACCUGAGCUUCAAUUCCUUUCUCUCAAAGACAAUAUGCUGCAGAACUUGAACGUCACAUCUAUACCAGUGAAGUUACAAGAUAUUGAUUUGAGUGGCAAUGAUUUUAAGCGCCUGCCUUAUUCACUGCUGACAGAGCGCAACUUGACAGCCAUAUGGCUCUCUGGCAAUCCUUUUGUCUGCGACUGUGCCGACUACCCGCUGAUGCGAUGGAUUCAAGUCCACGUUGACGUGAUCAAAGACAUCCAUGACGUAGUUUGUGCUGACGGCAGCAAUCCAUUGAUUGCGCGAAAAUUAUUUAUGUCUUUGGGGGAAAAAGACCUUUGCCCAGAAACGGUAUCAAGAACAACCACGUAUCUACUUACGGUCUUAGGGUUGGUAGCUGUAACAUUAACACUCUUGUCGAUCUACCUGCGCUGGAAGCACAACAUCAGGACGUGGCUUGAUGCGCGAGGCUGGGGCUGCUUGACGCGCAUCACAUCAGAUGACGAGCUGGAUGACGAUAAGCUGUUCGACGUGUUCAUCUCAUUCAGCAGCAAGGAUCAAGACUUUAUUCACGACAACAUUCUUCCCAUUAUGGACACUCACGGAUUUGCAUACUGCACGUACGAGCGCAACUUCAAGGGAGGCUUCCUCCUGCAAGACAUAAUUCAUGACGCCGUCGCAUGCUCCAGGAGAACGCUGCUCGUACUUACACAGAACUUCGUGGAGAGCGAGUGGUGCCGAUGGGAGUUCCGAGUGGCUCAUCGGCGUGCACUGCAAGACAAGGUUAACCGGCUGAUCGUCGUCUUGGUGGACGAGUGUGCAUCUGGUUCGCUCGAUGAAGAUCUGAGGGCGUACGUUCGUGUUACAAACUACCUGCGCUGGAAUGAAAAGAAUUUGCGGGAGAGACUGCUUGCAUCAAUGCCCAGAAAGGACACCACGAGGAAGACCAUUGUCGAGGAGAGGCACGUAGGAUCCGCAGCAGGAGACAACGAAGGCGCACAGCCCUUGUAAACCACUUUUAAAGAGACCGCUUUGGUUCUAGUCUACGAUGCCAGCGUACGAUAUCAGCGUACGGUGUUGUU
Messenger RNA from Rhipicephalus microplus (southern cattle tick), 1398 nucleotides. Its product is annotated as protein toll. Gene Ontology annotation, cellular component: plasma membrane. Gene Ontology annotation, biological process: innate immune response; toll-like receptor signaling pathway. The record is from RefSeq and is a predicted model, not a curated record. Gene Ontology annotation, molecular function: protein binding; transmembrane signaling receptor activity. Lineage: Eukaryota; Metazoa; Arthropoda; Arachnida; Ixodida; Ixodidae.